This is a messenger RNA of Annulohypoxylon maeteangense, 987 nucleotides long. RefSeq lists its product as uncharacterized. The coding region runs from base 1 to 987 and encodes 328 amino acids. The transcript has a single exon. The record is from RefSeq and is a predicted model, not a curated record. Lineage: Eukaryota; Fungi; Ascomycota; Sordariomycetes; Xylariales; Hypoxylaceae.
AUGGAUCACAUUGACCAACAUGUCAUUGUCAUGUGCGACCGCUGCGCUAUACCAUGUAGCCUAACAACCCGCAGCUUUAACCGCAACUAUUACUGGUGCCCUAGCUGCCACACGGAGGUCUCCCUUAUCAUAAUCGAGCCGCGGCCUUCCCAUGAAGCGCGAUACUCCUCAACUUUCUUACCUCACGCCAACAGUUCUUCGCGUGAGCAGCGUUACACACCCAGCGCCAACACCUACAACGGCAACACUCACAACGGCAGCCACUACGCCCUACCCCAGAGACCGCAAAGAUUACAUGAGCAUACUGCCAUGUAUCCCCACACCAACCCAAACCAGCAUCCGACUUACUCUGAUGCCAACCUUAACGGGGUGACCAGCGCCGCAACUUACGGCGCCACUCCCUUCCAUAACUACUAUGGAUCACUUGCCUCCGACGAUGAUGACUGGGUCAAUGGUGUCCAGAAUGACAUCUACGACCCUGCUCACGGCAUGUUUGCAAACCCAAGCCUACCGCAACGAGGCAGCAGCAACCCCAGCAGAUUCGGCGGAGACCAACUCUUACAACACCACCGGGACAUGAACCUGGCCCGCGUCUCCACCAACAGCGGCCUCGGAUAUGACCAUGCUCCUACGGACAUCUCCGAAGAGUACAACCCGCAGGAAAACCGCCUUUCUAGCUACAGCAGCAACAGCAGCGACCCCAGCAGCACAACCAGCACCAACCCCCACCCCCGCAUCAAUGGCAACGGCAACCAAGACAUCCCACCCGUUGCCUUCACAACACGGGGUGAGACGCUGCUUCUCGGCGAAGAGUUCAUAGUGCCCACCGCCGCAGAAGCCCAGCAAGAAGCGGGCGCCAACUCCGGCCCCGCACGCGUCUUCUCCGAGCACGACACGGCGGAGCAAGACGAAGACGGCGAGGGUGCUAUGGUGGAGAUCGAGGAGAACGUGGAGGAGAUCGAUCUUUCCAUGUCUGGUGCGUGCUAA